UCAUUCUCUCCCUGCCACAUGGUCACGAAGCACAACUUUCUAAUGUCCGUACCUUGGAUCCUUCCUGGUGACAAGCGGGUGGUGGUUUUCUCCUGGUGUCGGAGGUUUAAUACCGUGUAACCUUCUUCAUCCUCCAUCUUCCAGGCUUGCCCAGACGAGAAGAGAAGAAACAAACGACCCUCCACAGACUCGCUCUAACUGAGGGCUCAAGACUGCAGAGAAAGUGCUGGCCCCAUCUCGAGCUGUCAAACCACAGGAUCUGCUCAGAUGCAAGAGGCCGACCAACCUGCUAGCGAGCUGCAGGGCUUGGUACUUGCAGGGCAAGAGGAUUGGAGCGUGGGUCAGAACAUAACACUAAGUGGGCGAGCACGUAAAGGGAGCAAUCACAGGGCAAAACUGGAUCCGAUGCCCUGAAAUAGGUCACAGGGAAGUUGCAAGCUGCAGGCCGGACCGAGAACAGCCAGGGCACUGGGGGGCUAUUCCUGAGUCCGUCCCCACGCCCUGCUGCGCCUGCCAGUGAUAAACACAUCUCUAAACAUGCAAUAAACAACACCACGGGCCCUGUGGUGUAAAUUGGUAUCGCUCUUCUGAAGUCCACGAAGCUUCAUUGAUUCACCCCAGCUGGGAUCUGGCCCCACUGAGUCCAGAGAAGAUACGGCCAAUUGGCACCAGCUGGGGGAUCUUACACAGAAAUCAACAGAAGCGGGAGAGGAGAGGAAAGAAAAAAGGACGGACCCAGUCGUUGGCCUCUUCACUUCCAAGCCACACUUUGGCCCAGCGGCAGUGGAGCGGUGGCUGGAUUGGGUCUAAUGGAAACUUAACUUGAAUUUCCACCCCCGCUGGUUUUGGGUGGCCAUCGAGUUGGCUGUCACAACGCUGAUAUGAGCGGGGACGGCUGCAGGCCCUCAUGGGCGUAUAAAGGUGAGAAGGACCCCUCAAAACUCAGCCCCCACUGCUUGGGGGAACCCAGUCACUUAACACCUGGUUCUACACGACUGUGACUCACGCUCAAAUUCACCUCGCUGCAGUAGAGCAGCCGCUCCCGUGAAAGGAGGAUUCAUGCCCAGCGCCCAUCGACCGCACCAGUUGUGCAGACAUGGGAGCAUCGACGCAUGGGCCUGGCCAUCCCAAAACCAUUGGGAAAGAAAGGGUAACGUGUCUGGAUUCAAGACGGCCGACCCCAGCAGGAAACUGCCACUGAACCAUUGAACGCUUUAUUGUCACGGCCAUUUUGAAGGCAGAACUUCUCGUGUCGGGGGCUCGCUGCCCAACAGGACGGCUUUCUGUCAGCGCCUCGGAGGCACUGGACUGCCCCUGCCUCUGGUGUCAAUUGCUCUUGGGUAAGGAGGUGAGACCUGCUAAUGAAGGAAGUCCCCAACACAGAGAUAGGAUGGAAAUUCACAAGCCCCUGACAGGUGCUACUUCCUGAUUUAAAAGGCACCACUUGCCUUGGAUUGCACGUAUAUCUCAGCGGUUGCCCUUCCACACAACGUCUCUUGCUGGGUGCUGUCAUCUUUUGCUGUUUGGACCAUGACUGAGGAAAUUAUCUACACGGAUAUAAAUGUUCUGGAAGAUCCAUCCCCUGCCUGCCAACCCUCUCCCCUUAAACACCAUGUUUUCCAGGGCCGCUCCCUGCAGACAGACACUGACGCAGUCUCAUCGGUCCCUGAGAACAGCAGUGUCGCUCAGAGACACUCCCCUGGCAGAGAAUGCAACAGGAGCCUGGAGGACUUCGUGUCUCGUCUGAAGCAGAGUCUGUGUCACUCAGCCCAGAGCCCCACUGCAGACAGCUCCAGCUGCAAACUCUGCCCCAUGGACUGGCUGUCACACAGGGGAAAGUGUUUCUGGUUUUCCAAAGACAGCAAAAACUGGACCGAGAGCCGUGCUGACUGCUCAGUGAAGAGCUCUCGAAAGCUAGUGAUCCAGGACCAGGAGGAGAUGGAGUUCAUACAGAAUGUCACACGGGGUAAAUAUCACGUCUGGCUUGGGCUCAGUGUUACAUCUGCAGAGAAGAACUGGACCUGGGUGGACAGCUCCAUGUUAGACCAAACCCUGUUCCCAGUAACGGGUCCUACUGACGUGAACAGUUGCGGGGUGAUAAAAGGGAAUCGGAUUCACUCUGAAACCUGCAGUGCUGAAUUCAAAUGGAUUUGCCAGAAGGAAGCUAUGCAGCUAUAAACAGUGGCAUUAGAGACACUCGUUCCUGUAACAGACCAGUACGCUGCCUUGGGUAUCAGUCUUCGGGCCAGACUUCCAGGAGCGGAUGUGCCUGCGGAGACAUGUACGUGCAUCCUCAAACCAGCUGUUUGUAUCUUCAGCUCGGGUAAAUGCAUGUGCAAAUCAGGCCCAAGGGCAAAGGAGCAUCUAAUGGACGUAAACACUGCACCACUGACUCUGUUUCAGCAAGAACACGCCUCUUCCUCCCCCUGUAUCCCCUUCCACCAUCAUUGAUUCCCUGGCUCCAUCCCUUCCUCCUUCACCCCUUUUUAUUCACCCCCAAUGCCUCUUCUGCUUUCUGCCUCUCAGGCCAAUACUUCAAUUCCCUUGUUCUCCACCUAGCUCAGUGUUCUCCUGGAUCUGGUCUCUCUGCCAUCUCUCCUGGGUCUUCUCCUGCUUUUCUGACUAUUCCUCCUCCAGCAUUCCCUUGACAAGCUUGGAACUUUUUUAACCUAAGGUUUUUCAAAUCAGGUGUUUCAUGGAAGCCGACGGCUUUUGAACAGUUUCAGUUUUGAUGAGUUGGCAUUUUCUGACCAAAACAAAUCAGAACAUUGCUAACCACGACUAUGCAUUUCUCAUAUUUUUUGUGAAUUUUGCAUCAUUUGUAAUUUCUAACCACCUCUCUUCAUUUUCCAUUUUUAAUAAAUUAUCAACAUUUUUUAUAGCUUAUAACCUUUCAUUUUCAGAAUAAGGAUAUUU
This is a messenger RNA of Gopherus evgoodei (Goodes thornscrub tortoise), 2916 nucleotides long. Its product is annotated as killer cell lectin-like receptor subfamily F member 1. NCBI's taxonomy places the organism in Eukaryota, Metazoa, Chordata, Testudines, Testudinidae. The record is from RefSeq and is a predicted model, not a curated record. The transcript has 6 exons. The coding region runs from base 1531 to 2178 and encodes 215 amino acids.